AUGGAAAGAAAACCUUCAGUAAAGUGGGAGGAGCCCAAGGGCAAGCCAAGGACGGUCCCAAGAAAGAUAGAAAGGCUGAACGUCUCGGCACUGGACUUUUGGAGCGAGGAACCCGGAGAUCCGUUGCAUUCGGAUAGAGAUCAUGAUGAAUCAACAGACAUGGAUGCAUUUUUUACAUCUACAGACCAUAAGGAAGAUGCAGGAGAAAGGGAGCUUUCUGUCUAUUCAAAGUUCGUUGUGCGUGAGACCAGAAAAACAGAGAACUCUGUUGUUUUGAUCGGUGAUAAAAUCGAAUGCCAUCUGUUUGGGGAAUGGUGUGAUGUCGAGUACAAUGUAAAUAACAGGAUUACUGUCCUCCGAUGUGUCUGCUGCAACGAGCGCGAUGAGGAGGGAUCUGACAUUGGAUGCCUGGAUGAAAUUUUUGAAUCUGAGCGGGAGGAACAUUCUAUGGAAGAUGAAAAAGAAAACCUAAUGCAAAGCGCCAAGAGGAGCAAGAUUUUUGUGACUGACACAGAAAACUAUCUCCUGGUUGAGGAUGACCCUAUUGCAAUCACUACGCUGUGUGAGUCUCUAACAUGCAGAAAUAGACAUUACGUGAACUCCAGAAUUGCCUCUAUAAAGUUUUCACACACGGACAUCCGAAUUCUUGUUGGCGUUAUAGUCCAUUCGGUCAUGGAAAAGGCCCUGAUCCAAAAAAGCUUUGCUCUUGACUUCUUGAUCGGGCAGGCAAAAAGAGAGAUUUCCAGGAAUGUCAUUUUAAUGCACAGGUGUGGGGUUGAUGAAAGGGUGGCUCUCAACGAAACACUGAAGCUGAUAAAGAAUAUAUAUCUAUUUCGGGAGCAGAGGUUUGAUGUUGUCGAAACGGAGAAGAGACUUAUGUCUCUUCUAUUCAAUAUUAAGGGGAAUGCAGAUGCAGUUGGAACUGACACGGUUCUUGAAAUCAAAAGUACUAGGUCGCGAAGGGCAGAGCAUCGUGCACAGGUGAUGCUGUACGCCCUUAUGCUGAAGGAAAAGACUGGAAGAGACUUUCUUCCGUAUCUGUACUAUAUUCCGGCUAGAGAGCUUGUCGAAGUCAAGUUAAAACAUCAGGAAAUCAGAAGUCUACUGAAUCUUAGAAACAGGAUUGCUGUAUCAAAAGGACCUUGUGAAUGUUUCUGCGAAGACUAUAGCUGCAAUGCCUUGCUCCGCAUAAGGGCACUAGAAAAGACACACUUUCUAAGAAGGCAGUUGGAUGCAAUCGACGAGGAAGAAGCAAGGGCAGCAGAAUCGUUUAUUCCGGCAACACUUAGAUAUCAAAGUAGCACCCUAAUUGGGCUGACGCUUCAAGGUGGACUUCCUUCCAACAACAUACAUCUGAAUCUACUCAACUCGGACCUUGUAAGAAUUUCGAAGGGCAUUAUCGAGGAGGCCAAUGGAGACAGAGUCCUGGUGAGGCUGAGUGAAGAGAUUCCUUUCAAGCACGAGGAGAGGCUGUACGUAUCUUUUGGGGCUUCUGACAUAUUUUUCAGAUUCAUGCGAUUCUCGCUUAUUCAUAUUGCGUAUCCAAGAUACUGUGCAUCUGAGGGAGUUGGAGGAUUUACCUUGCCUAUGGAGAAGGCAGGGCUAGAUGUAAGAAGCGAUCUCGACAGGCAGACCCCCGGAGAUGAGGAUUCGGUGCUGACUGAGGAGCUGAACGAAUGCCUUAAUAGUGAUGAAGACAUUUUGCACAGUGCUGCAGAAAAGAGGUGGAAGAAAGAAGACAAUGCAGGCGGCGAUAUAGGAGGCACGACUUUCUCUAACCUGGAGGGGAUGACUUCAUGCUCCAGCUCUGUACUUGACGAACACAAAGUUUCGAUACCCAAGGUUUAUAAGGAGGAGUUUCUGAGACUCAAUGAUGAUCAACGUUCUGCAUUGUUCUUGUCUCUAAACUGCAGAAAUUAUAGAAUCAUACAUGGAAUGCCAGGAACAGGAAAGAGCACCCUCAUAUGCUUACUAAUCAAGAUCCUUGCAUAUCUCAAAAAAAAGGUCCUCUUGAUAUGCUAUACGAAUCUUGCUCUGGCAAACAUCACAAAGAAGUUGAAUGGGAUUAGAAUAUAUGCGGCCGGCAAGGAAGAAGUUUCUUUCAAAACAGUUGAAGAGGCCGGGUUGUUUUUUGAUAGGAUUGAAUUGGUAGUCGGAACAUGCUUUUCGUUUGCAGACCCUAUCUACGUAAACAGGCAAUUUGACUUUUGUGUUAUUGACGAGGGUUCCCAGAUGCAUUUGCUUCUAACCCUGAUACCGGUAAGCAUUUCUAAAAAGUUUGUGAUAGUGGGAGACCAUCUUCAGCUAAAACCUCUUUCUAGGAGCUCCAAGGAUUUGAGUCUCUCUCUUUUUGAGCACCUUCUUGGGGAAGACCACUCUAAGCUUAGGACGCAGUACAGAAUGGGAAGUGAGAUAAUGAGGCUGUCAAACACCCUGUUCUAUGGGAAUCAGCUGCGGGGCGAAAAGAAGCCUUCUACGGUUCAAUUCAUAGACACUGAAGGCAUAGAUUUUAUGUCACUGGUCUCUUCAUUCGAGAAGUGUACUAUUCUCUGCUACUUCAAUGCGCAGGUGGGUCUGAUAAGAGAAAAAACAAGCUGUGCUGUAGAAACAGUUGAUAGAUUUCAGGGAAGCGAGGACGACAAGGUUGUAGUUGUCUUUGACCCGGUCUCCAAAUGCGAGGUGAUGGAGAGUAACGAAAGACUCAAUGUUGCGCUGACUAGGGCUAGAAAACAUCUCGUUCUUGUGGGUAGUAGGUCCAAGAUGAUGGAGAUAGAAAUACUGAAGAGGCUGAUGUCCAUCUUAUAA
This is a messenger RNA of Encephalitozoon cuniculi GB-M1, 2805 nucleotides long. RefSeq lists its product as uncharacterized. The transcript has a single exon. The record is from RefSeq and is marked provisional. NCBI's taxonomy places the organism in Eukaryota, Fungi, Microsporidia, Unikaryonidae. Gene Ontology annotation, molecular function: ATP binding. The coding region runs from base 1 to 2805 and encodes 934 amino acids.